AGUGCACGCUAGAAGGUUCUCCAAAGGAGGAGAAAGAUGCAGCGGUCUACAAUGGGUGCCUGGUGGUGCCUUUUUCUUUGUCCCCUUCUACUCACUUGCUGUGCAAGUGACAUCAAAUGCACCAAGAGUCAGAACGGUGACAAGACGGUAUGCAGCAUCGCAGAGGAAAGUCGUGUCUCAAAUUCUUCCGUCUGCGUGUUCUCGUGGAUAUACGCAGAUGAUGGAAAUAUUGUGCUUGCAAACGAGAAGCAGAAAAACCCAGAGCUGGUUGAAAGCUACAGCAUCAACGACCUCGUCACCUCCAAACUACUGAACAUCGUUGCCUUCUCACGUCACUGCCCAUCAGAGACACCAGUUGAGGUCAACUGCACUGAAACCUCCCUUGGGCCUGAGAAACAUGAAGGACUGACAGACCCAACAGACCCGCCUUCUGCUAACCUUACUGGAUCAGCUGAGGGAAAAGCAGAUUCCAACAGCAAGCACGUGGUCCCUGUUACUGUUACUGUCAUUCUUAUCCUGGUGGCGCUGGUGGUGGGGGUGAUCAUUGGUGUCUUCAACAGAGAUAAGAUUCUCAGGUCACGCUGCUGGAGCCAGAUCAGAGGCAUUUGGACUCCUGUGAAACAGGCCGAUGAUUCACAGGUGGCGUGGAAUGUGGAGGCGGGGAUCAAGUAGAAAGACGCUCUUCUUGAACCCUUUCUACGCGACUAGAGUAGUUUGCUAAAAACAAUAUCCUAAAGAACGCUUCGGUCUACUUCAGCAUUAUGAAAUACUCUUUCUUAAAACGUCGUUCAUGCUUUUAAUUGUGUUUCCCUACAUUAUUUUUAACUGCAGUGUGCUCUUAGUACUGUAUUUCUGCUGCACCACUGUUUAAUUAGUUCAAUUAUUUAAAAUUGUUAUGCAUUAAUGUCACAGUUAAAAUUGUGUUACUGUAAACUAAAGGAUUGGGUUAGCAACUUAAACUAUUAAAGCAGUUUACCAGCAAGAGAAAGUUAUAGGGAAACACUUUUAUUAUAUAUUUAUUGCAUAUAUUAUAUGAACCUGUACACUUUUUACAAAUGAUCCUUGAAUGUAAUCAGUUCAGGACAAUCGUGUACAUUAAUGUGAUUUGGGAAGCUAUAUAUAGUGGACUCUAACAAAGACUUUUUUUCUUUUUUUGG
This is a messenger RNA of Centropristis striata (black sea bass), 1157 nucleotides long. RefSeq lists its product as uncharacterized. Lineage: Eukaryota; Metazoa; Chordata; Actinopteri; Perciformes; Serranidae. The transcript has 8 exons. The record is from RefSeq and is a predicted model, not a curated record. Bases 37 to 672 code for a protein of 211 amino acids.